AUGCAUGACAUAAGAGAUUUACAGAGUUAUGUAACGGAACACACGGACAACUCGCAGGUGAUCCUCGAAAACCUCAACAGCAAGUACUAUUACUACACGCGGACGCGAGGUCUGUUCCGCAUAUGCUACCCCAAGGAACGUCCUCCUUCAGUUGAGAUAUACCUGUCCCCGGUAGAAACGCAUUGCAGCAAUGUUGACUACUUCAUACCCGAUGAAAAUAACGAGACGAGGGGUCUGUCUGAGGAUGCGAUGAACAGGCUGCACAUGGCUCGGUCCACGGUGGCGCUGUUCAUUGUAGCCUUCCUGUCUCUCUUCAUCGCGUUCUGGACAGGCGUGGUCGGCUGCUGGAAGCGUAGUCCCGGGAACAUUACCGCCACUGCGAUACUUAUGCUCGUCACUUGUCUGCUGUCUGCGGGUGCUAUGGCAUUAUGGCAUGGUGUGGAGUUUUACGAAAAGGAAAAGGUUGUAGGCGAAGAAUACUAUCAGCAAUGGCCUAACGUAUUAAAAGACUACUCGUCGAUUUGGUACGAUUGGUCGUACAUCCUCGCUUGGUUGUCUGUUGGUGUUUCCUUUGGAAGCUCCAUUCUUUUCUUCUCAGCGGCCAUUUGUCUCAGCAAAGAGAAGCGUCGUGAACAGCAGAAUAACGUGCAGUACAUAAUGCCAGAUGAAGGCCGAUUUAACUUAGUUUAUUUACACCAGAUAUUGCGAGAUAACGCCCGCGUGUGGUACGACUGGUCGUACAUGGUCGCGUGGUGCGGCGUGGGGCUCUCGCUGCUAUCCGCCAUCUUGUUCUCGUCGGCCGCCAUUUGCUUGCGCGGCGAACGCGAGCGCGAGGAGGCGCUUAACAUGCAGUACCUUAUGCCGGUGUACCCCCAAAAGCAACAAUACGCGUACGCCGGGUACCCCCCGCCCCAGGCGUACCCCGGGCCCUACUACCACGGCUCGCAGUACGGACCCUACAACUAC
Messenger RNA from Brenthis ino (lesser marbled fritillary), 966 nucleotides. The record is from the annotation of a GenBank genome assembly. Lineage: Eukaryota; Metazoa; Arthropoda; Insecta; Lepidoptera; Nymphalidae.